GUGGAAAAUAUACUAGAAAAAAGUUAAAAUCGUCAAAUUCUGAUUGGAACAAAUGGUUUAUUAACUUUAAUGAAUCCGAUGGAAAAAUUGUGCCAGAAUUUAAUAAUUUUAUUUUUACAAAUGUAAUGUGUGGACAAAUGGGGAAUCAAAUAUAUCGUUAUGCUUCAUUAUAUGCGAUGGGAAAAUUAUUAAAACGAACACCAGUUUAUUUACAUAAUGAAACAAUUUUGUUAAAAAUGGAAGAAGAAUUUUCAAAAAUAUUUCCAAAUUUCUAUAAAAGAAUUUAUUAUUUGAGGCCAGAUUUUGAUGAAAUUGAGAAGUUUAGAUUAAUUCAAUCUUGUUGUGAUUUUGUUGAUCCUGAAAUAAUAUUACAAACAAAUCAUUCAACAAGCAAAGGACUUAAAUUAAUUGGAGGACCUAAUUUUAUUAAUUACAAAUAUUUUGAUCAUUUGAGAAAUGAUAUUUUGGAGAUAUUUAAAUUCAAUGAGGAUGUAAUCUUGAAUAUUUCACAAUUAUGGAAUAACACAAAAUUGAGGUUGAUUUUUAAAAAUAUAAUUUAA
Messenger RNA from Meloidogyne enterolobii, 560 nucleotides. Lineage: Eukaryota; Metazoa; Nematoda; Chromadorea; Rhabditida; Meloidogynidae. The record is from the annotation of a GenBank genome assembly.